Molecule: messenger RNA, 9900 nt
Organism: Porites lobata
Lineage: Eukaryota; Metazoa; Cnidaria; Anthozoa; Scleractinia; Poritidae
Source: the annotation of a GenBank genome assembly
AUGUCUUUUAUUCUAGAGUGCCCUACAUCGUCUCCUUCACAAAAUGUGAACUGGUACCCAUCAGAAUAUAAUGUGAGCUUCGGAAAAUAUGAAAACACCAACCAGUGGUAUUCAAAUUUAUCAUGGACCGUGAUGAACGGUAACAUUCUCAAUGUUAAUAAAUGAAUCGUUUAGAUUAUCCAGCCAAUUUGACAGGGACCAAAGAUGGCCUGUUUAAUUUCAAAAACGCGAGUUUCUUAACGUAGCCAAGAUAAAAAAAUUAAUAAUAAUAAUAAUAAUAAUAAUAAUAAUGAUAAUAAUAAUAAUAAUAAGUGUACAACAACUGCUUUUUCCCUUACCCUCCUUUACUUUCUUGAUCUCUAUUUUCCUCUUCUUUUCCUUCAAAAGGCAAAAGUUUAGAGAUAUCGGAUGCAAGAAAUGUGCCUUUUUGGCAUUAUGUAAAAAAAAAAAUGACUGCAAUUUCGGUACGAUUUGAACAAUUAUGCUAGGAUGCAUACUUUGAUUAUGAAGAUACACAACAAUCAUUUUCCGGUCCUCAAAGGUACAAAUUAAAAUAAACCAGUCAGAAAUGACGACAAAACACCAUAUAUUUAAGUUGAUCCUGGAAGGCCCCUGACUGAAAGGUCUUUGACACCAAUACCGCUUUGAAAAUAAAGUUUGGGUGCUUGGACCUUUAUGUGAUCACCUUAUCGGCAGAAACAGUAUAAGCAAAAGUGCGGCAAGUAAGUCCUAUAAGAGACUAUAAAAUACCCUUUCAGUCAAAGGUGACAGCCAAAUCAGUUUUUCAGAGUGCGAAUGGUGCGCGAGGCUGACAUACCCUUCGCAGUUUCGUUCUCUGCUUUCACCCUCCUUCCAGAAGCUGUUUUUAGCUCUCACACGGACGCGUAACUCUAACAUAUGAAACGCGCGGACUUGUGAAAGUUAACGUUGCAUGAAAGAUAUCGAGUUUUGCAAUAGUGAGUACCGAAUUUAACAUUUUUUGAAAUUGUUUCUUUUAGAUACGCACGGAAAUUGGACCGCUGUACUUGUUCGCUUUUCGGUCUCCCACAAAAGUGCUAUUGCGCCUGAGCUCAAGUGUUUUCUUUACCCAAAGGUAUGAACAGAAUGUGCUGCUUUUUGCAUUGCAUCAUUCCCUUCCUCCUAGUUUAAAGAUAUUAUUACCUGAAGCAUUAUUAGUAUAGGAGGCUGGCUGCGAAAGCCGGCCUUGGAAGGGCCAAAACAACGGUCUGCAGCUUAUGUUGGGAACUCUCUGACCGUGCACAAUUUUUAUCUUUCAUUCACACACCGUGACCGGAAACCUUUUUAUUGGUUGUUCCGACAUGGUCACGUGCUGCUGAAUUCAUUGUACGGUCAAGGUCAACAACAAGGUUCCCCCCAAAAAAUUAGAAAGGACUUUCUCCGUCUUCAUAACAAUUACACUUCAUCAACAAUGCCUGCAAGAAGCGAUCGACUUCAAAUAUUUCUGGAAAUACUUGGGUGUGUUAUUUUCCUAUAAAAUAACCAGCAAGCUUACUUCAAUGAAAUGAAGUUGCAGGACCUUCUGUUGUAAUAUGGGAUGACAUAGAAUCGUUAAUUUUAGACCAUGUCCCCAGGACCGAGGUCAGAACCCGCAAUGUCCUUUUUGUCCCAUUCACACGCCGCAAGUUUUUUAAAAAACAUAAUAUAUUAAGUUAAAGCUCUAGACUUAUAUUAGACUUUUUAGAUCUGAAAGCCGGCAUUAAAGAAGACUUCUACGUAUUACAUCAGGGGUCAUACAAAAGACCAAAAUUUCCGACAGAUCGAAGUUUCUUAAAACGUCACAAGAUAAUUAAACAGCGAAAUUAAGAUAAAUGAAUGAAAUAUUUAUUUCUUUUUUGUUUGACCUAAUUCAUUUUAGAACCAGACCGACCUCACACUGAAUAUUUCUGCGUAUGGCUUCAGAUAUCCAGACUAUUUAUUCCUAUUACAGGUGAGCAUCUAGAGUUGCUAAGCAAGCGAAGCGAGUUUUCCGUAGGCAUCGAAGCGAGCGACGAAGUCGCAAGAGGUCCGUUGUCAUAUUAAAUGGGACGAAGGACUUUUUUGAAAGUCUAGUGAGCAUCGAGACUAACAGAUUAAUCAGCUGCUUUGACCUGAGUAACUGAUUGGUAAAUUGGUAAAGUUUGCUCAGCAACUAUCGAAACCAAAUCUUGAAUAUGAGCUCGAAAGUGACGGCUAAGUCAUUUUCCUUUUCCGAAGAAACAUAUAUCAUAUGAUGAUGGAAACCAGAAUAUAUUAAUUAAUUUCAAACUUUUGAGACGUGGAAGAAGUGGUAUAGCUUAAUCGCGACCAUCAACACUUUAGGGCAUAAUAAUAAUAAUAAUAUUUAGUACUUAUAUUGCGUUUUUUCUAUAAAAAUACUCAAAAGCGCAUUACAAUAUUAUUAAUAACUAAAUUAAAAACCAGUAAAAUUACAAUAAUAAAAAAAAUAAAUAAAUAAAUAAUCUAACUAAAAGCCUUUUUAAAUAAACAUGUUUUAACAGAGCGUUUAAAAGAGUCGAUUGGGCAUGUGAGGGAGAUCGAAGCAAAUCGAACUGAACGGUUUUUUCUCUAAUAAUUUUCUUUUCCUUUUUACGUUCACUUUUUUUUUAAGUGUUUGUGCCUUUGUUCUGAGUACCUACAUGUGCAUUAGCUUUCAAUUCUUUAGUUUAAUAUGUUUCUUUCGUGCCACUUGUACUGCUAAUGUAAUAGAGCACCGUUCUUUUUGCCACUUUCUGUAACUUAUAUAUAUAAAGAAUCCUACAGAGGCUAAAUAGAAUUUCUUCGGCAGUGUAGAAAGUGUGGCUGUAGUGUGCUAAGUAUUUUCAAAAAGUGUGUGAGUUUAUCUUUUGAUUAGUUUUACGAAAUCCCUGCAAAUAGAAAAAGUAAAUUAUGCUUUAUGGGACUUUUAUCAAUUUAAGUUAACAUUUCCUCUCCGGUUGUUACCACUGAAAGUUCAAGACCUGGAUCUCUUUUCAGAUUUCAGGUUUCCCUUUUACUCAGGAUGCACUGUCAAUUAUGGAGACAUACGAACCUAACUUGUCGACCACAAGUAAGUGUAUCUUGUAUUUAAGUGGGAAGGGGUUUAUAGUUAUUAGCAAUACUGCAACUACACUUGCUCUAUGUAAAGAAGCAAAUGAUCGUACUAUUUCGAAUUCGUAAUUAUUAUUGCUGAUGAAUUUGUUUUUCUCACAUGCUUGCGAUAAAAAAAGUCCUAGGACCUUGGGAUUUCACAUCAAAUAUCACAAUUCACUCAACACUCACAAAUGCGUCAUCCUCGAAAAAAUCAAGCAUCACUGUAAGGAGAAGGCUAUGCCGCUUUUUCAGGAACGUGGCAGACUUCUAGAAAAAGAAAUUACUGUUCUUGAACCCUCUGACGCACGUACCAAGUCUUUUCAUUCAGAUGUUCAGUUUUUCCUCAGAGACAUUUUGGCAAACUUUAUUGACAGUCGAGUUCUAUAGUUACAAAAUAUGACAUCCUUAAUUUCAGGAACUGUGGGUCUAUAGCAGUAUUUUUCUAAUGAACAAAUAACCGUACGACCACUGAUAUCAAAUAUCUACUGUCCUGACUGAGCACUGUCUUUCAAACCGAGUUAUCUACUCAGCACACUGGCCUCCUACUAAAUAAACUAAUCCACUAGUGGCACCACUUUCCGCAAAAGGAAAAUAAAUAAAAAAUGUUGACCGAUAUUAAGACAUUCUGGGCAGUUUUCACUGGUCUCUCAUAACUGUUUGCGAUCCAAAAUGUAAGUAACUCUUGGUGUGAAAAUGGGUGAAAAGUGCACUCGUUUCACUUAAAAGUGGAGAAGGAAACAAGUCGGAGUUCAGUUAAACACCUAUUUUUUUUACUAAGUUACAAAUAUACAAAAAAACCUAGUACGUAAUGUAAACUCUAAUUUCAUGGAUUAUCCAGGCCUUUAGAUUAAUGUUUAAUUAUUGAGUCGAAUUGAGUAACAAAUGAAUUCAAUCAGUAGCUUUGAGAAUUCUAUGAUGUUCUUAUUACAAUGUAUUUUAAUACAUAUCAAUGUUUUUACUAUAAUUGUGUUUUCAUUUUUAUUAUUUUAUCCUUAUUUUAUUAGUAGCGACACAUCCUCCAGGUUCAUCUACCAAAGAAAAAACUGGUAAGUUUAAAGUACGUUUGAUAAGAGUAAUAAGAGUAACGUUAAAGAUGUUAUCACUCCAAGAAUAUGUUGCUUAGUAACUUGAUCAAUUCGCUAAGCUUUUGUUCUUUAUGUCUUCAUGCCAACGCUCAACUCCCAUGCACAAACGUCAAACAGGUGUCACAAGAGUCGACAGAGCAUUCGAAUCAUUACGACUCAAAUAAUGACGAUCAUCCUCUUCGUUUCUAUCUCUGUCAUCAUCAUCAUCAUCAUCAUCAUCAUCAGGGCACGAACUGUAACGUCCUCUUCAUUUGCGUUAUUGCAUAUAUACAUAUAUAUAUAUACACAUAUCAAAGGGGAGAUAUGCAAAUUGUGGGGGUGUGUUCGAGCAACUCUCUCGCUACAAGGUGAGGCACCAGGAAUGUGAUUUUCAUCUUGGCCUUUAUUCUUCAUUUGAUUGCUAAAAUCCGCAAGUACUUAAGCCAAGAUACAUGUGAAAUCUUAGUCCAUGCAUUUAUUACAAUCUUAAUCUUCCUACAUGGCCUCCUAAGUAUCUUCUAACUCUUUUCUGCAGCUCGUGUUUUCUGACACCCUUAACCCUAUUUUAAUUAAUCUUCAUUGGUUAAUUUUUUGAAUAAUUUUAAACUUUUAGUUCAAGGCCCUUAUAGUAGCUGGUUUUAUUUUAACCAGACUCUAGGUCUGGACAUGUUUGUGGUUAACAGAUUGAAAACAUAUGGAGACCUUCAUUGCAGGUAAAUUGAAUAUCUUAUCGCUUUUGACAUUAAAACAGGUUUGCCAAAGAAUUGUUGGAAUAGAUGUUUUUAUUUAUAUAGUACGCACAGCCGCUAUAUUUGAAUUAUAUUGUAUAUUGUAGAUAUUUUAUAAUUUAGAUUUUUAUAUUCUAUUUUACCAAAGAACCAAGGAUUUCAGCUAAAUGUAACAUUACAUAUCUUAUCACGACUGUGCCAAAAACUAACAUCUGACAAUGCCAAGCGAAUAACAUUCCUAAUAUGGCAAUAAGUAAAUUCGCGAGCUAAGCAUAAAUCCAAGUACAAGUAAAAACAAAAGAUCAAAACACAAAAACAGUACGUAGACAAAAACAAGACUUAAUGAAACAAAAACUAAACUUAAAAGACAAGAUAGAUCCGUCUUAACAUUAACUUUCAAAAUGCUUCACAACAAUAUUGUCGAGUUCUACCUCACUAGUGAAAUAUUUCCUGGUUAUUGCCUAGGUAAUAUCUUGAUCUUUUUCUCUCUACCCCCAUCACCUCUCAGCAUCUUACCCUUCAUUCAAGUCAUGAUCAGUUUUUAGUGACAAGUUCUGUGAUGUCACUAUAUGUUUCAACCUCUUAUCAUUAUAUUAACUCGUUUGUUUGGCAGCAACGUACCCUCCAAGAUCUACAUUCUUUUCGAAAUAUGGUAACCUUACAUAAUUUUUAAGGGCCUUUUUCAUUUCAGUAACUUAUUACAUCACACACUAACAAACAAAAACAAAAAAGGACUUAUUAUUACUUACUUGCGAUCUUCGAAAAGGCCCCGGUUUAAUAUUCUAGUACAGUUAUUUGAUGAGGCGGAUUGUGAUGUGAAGACUUAAUAUGUGUAGCAGAUCGAGAAGAGAGCAGUCCUGUAGAUUGUACGUACAUACUUGUUUAUAUCAUGCAUACGCAAGCCAGAUUCAAAUAAAGGUUACAUAUAUCUUUUAAACAUUCAAUCUCUUAAGACAUUUGCCCGUUCUUUGGCAGUUUCAUGAGAUGAUAUGAACCAAUAUCCUUUCAGAUGUUCUUCAAAAAGCCGUUAGUGCACAAGGCAUUCUUGCGAGCCUUUAGAAUCAUUAAUUCACUAAGUACUCUCGUUUUAAAUCUGCAGCUCAGUAUUUUAGAAAGCUCCAUAUUGCAAAAAGGCUGAGCAGGCACCGCUCCGCUAUCGUUCAGUGUCGUCAAUCGUCCAAUAAUUUUUCUUAUUGUUGUUUUACGACUGACGUUAAACGUAAAAUACUCAACCACCUUAAAUCAGUACAUCCAGCUAUGAAGAACAGGGAAAUGAUUUCGACUUAUAAACAGCCUUUUGGGGCAGUUUACUCUGAAGCUGGUAUGUCUUAUUAAUUCUAAUUUCAUUAUAACACUACAAGAGAUCAAUGUACAAUACUAACAUAUGAUAUUCUGUUUAUGUUUAGUAUUUACUACCCCUCCAAGUUUUUCCACCAAGCAUCCACAAGGUCCCACAACUAAGGAGAAAGGUAAGCUUAAGGAGUAGGCAAUAUGCUUGUCCUGUUAGCUAAUAGCCAAUCGAUGAAUGUCAUUAGCUAUUAUUAAACGGGUAGAAAUUUUGAUCCAAAAAGAGUAGAAAACGGUUUUCAGUUAAACCAAUUAUUAAGGAACUAAAGGUAAAUAUGUUGCGGGAAAGCAAAGAACAGAAAGGAAAGGAAACAGAUUGAAAAAGAAGGGCGCCCUGCCUGGGAAACAAAACUGUAAUCUCUACAACGGCAUUGCUUUAAUUGUGUAUGAAGAUUCAUCCACUGUUUGUGCAAGCAACACGUGUUUGCCAAACUGUUCACAAAUUGAUCGGUGGAGCAUAUUGUCUUAAUCUGUUUUACCUGAUAUCUUAACAUUUUCGAUACGCAGAUCCAAAUAACACCACAGUCGUCUAUGCCGUAUCGAUUUCGUUAGGCAUCGCGGUCGGAAUGGUCCUUGUAUGUCUUGUCAUUUCACUCAAGUAUUCUUGUCUGCGCCAAAGGAAGACCAUUUUGUUGCCCGAAGGUUUGUACAAGAUUUCAAGAGAGCGAAGAACGGGAGGAGGUAGCGUAGCCGAGUGGUUAGAGCCCUGGACUUGCAAUUCGGAGGCCCCAAGUUCAAGUCCCGCUUUGGCCGCUAGUUGGGUCUCGAGUUCAAAUCCUCGGCCACGCUUGUAAAUAGCCAGCUGGUUGGCCUCCGGCCAGUUGGUAUUCUUAACCCUGUUAAGUUGGAUUUAGAUUAUUUGUUUCAGGCAUCUGCUCAUUAGUGCUAUGAAUAUUUUAUUUAUUUAUUUUAUUGAUUCUUAAUCAUGCUUUCACCGCCCAGCUUGCCAAAUUUUCCCCUUGUAGAAUCCCGAAAAAUUGCAAGUGUUUCAAUUUUAAUAGUAUUACCCUUUUGGAUGGCAAAUGAGGAGGAUUUUGUCCAUUACAUGUAUCCAAUAAAUUAACGUUAUGCUUGGGGAGAGAAAGGGUUUAAGUAAAAUGGGAUUUUUUUUCUUUUUACCCAAUGAUACCUCACGUAUUUCCGUGUGCCUGUUUAUAGCCAAUUAAGGGAGCGUAGCAGACGAAAACAUAUUAAAUCAGAUGCUUUAAGUGCCUUAUAAAGGUGUGUUACUGUUAAGCUGAUCGUUAACUCUUAUCGCCGGAAUGUUUUUAAAAAUGAGCUAAGCUUAAUAGAGGGUCAUGGUAUAUAGGUUCCAGACCUUACAAACCCUAAAGCAUGCAAAUCUGAAGUGAUUGAAUAAAAAGUCCCCCAAAACCUGGAGAUUUCCAAAAUAUGUGUCACAUAAAACCAAGAGGGCAGAUAAUAAUUUUUGUCAUGGUAUUCCGACUUUAUUGGUGGCCUUUGUUGUACUCUCCUGUUGCUCUUUUGGUAGCGAUGAGAGUAGUAUGAUAGGGACCGAAUUAUCCUUUUUUUGGGGGAGAACCCAUUAACACCGAUGACGUCAUAGCCUUUUGUCUUAAUGUCAUGAAUAAAAUGCGGAGGAAUCUCAUUAAGAUGUGGUCAUGUGUUACUCUUUUAGUGAUUUAACCGGUCUGACAGGUUUUCUAGUUAUUUCAAGAACGAUAAAUGUUUUGGUUUUCGAUUGGUUAAUCGGAAAACACGAAACGUUCUCAUUGGUUAAUUCAUGGUGUGCAAGGAAUAAACGUCGAUGACAUGGGGUCGGUGUGGGGUCGGUGUGAGGCCGGCCGAUGUGGGGUCAAAGCGGGGUCAAUGUUGGGUCCAUGUAAGGCCGAUAUAGAGUCGAUGUGAGGUCGAUGUGGGGUCGGUGUAAGGUCGAUGUAAGGUCGAUGUAGGGUCGAUAUGGGGUUCGAUGUGUGGUCGAUGUGAGGUCGAUGUGGGGUCGAUGUAGAGUCGAUGUGGGGUCGAUAUAGGGUCGAUGUAAGGUCGAUGUGGGGUCGGUGUAAGGUCGAUGCAGAGUGGAUGUGGGGUCGACGUGGGGCCGGUGUAAGGUCGAUGCAGAGUGGAAGUGGGGUCGAUGUGAUGGAGGGUAAAUAAAAAAUAAAAAAAUCGCUCUAAAAAGAAGUGGUUUGCUUUCGCCCUCAUUAAUAUGCACAAUUUGCGCCCCAAGAAUAAUGGAACCGGAAAGAGGACAGUGUCAGUGGCAGAAAAUUACGUUACAGCUAAGUGAUUUGAGGUCAUAGGAGAGCUACCGCUCAUUCCUUCAAUAAACGACAAUCAUACUUUUACUUCCGGUUCCAGCAAGCCUUGGCAGGUCCUUUGUUUCUAUUAUAUUAAGAAUACAAAGAAUGUGAGAAUGAGAUUCCUCCGCACUUUUUUAGCACAUGACCUUAUCUUACGAGAUUCCGCCGAAUUUUAUUACCGACAUAAGGCCAAAAGGCCAUGACGCCAUCGGCGUUAAUACAUUCCACCGCACGAUAAUAAGAUUCAACCGCAAGAAAGAGGACUAAAACAUCCCUACCAUACUACUGAUGAGAAGAUUCUGUUUCACUAUCCACGUCGAUAGGACGGGGAGUAGCCAUUUUGAGAUUGCAGUAAGGCUUUCCAAUAGACCUUAGGGAAUCUAAGUUUUACGGGAAUCAACCCAGGAAUCAUGUUUCCCCCAACAAUUAGAUUGAUAUACAUAAUGAAAAGAGAUUUUUAAAAAAUACGCGAUUCCUACCGGAAAUGUUCGUCAAUUUCAAGAUUUUCUAAUUCACCGUGAGAUUUGUAGGCCAAAUCGUGAGACCGUGAGUUGAAAGCCCAAACCAUGAGUCUUACGGUCAAACCGCGAGAGUUGGAAGGUCGCUGAAACGCUCACAUUAAGUACGUUGUGUAAUAAUUCCAUAAAACAGCCAGAUGUCUGCAAACGUCAAUGACAAGGUUGUUGUCAUAAGGAAAACCCCUACAAACAGUUGGCAGUUCUCCCUUGGAAACGAUUAGCAUUGAGGUGUGGUUGUAACACAGUAAAUCAAUCCAGAUCUAUUGAAUUAUUUAUUUUUCUGUUUAUCACUUUAGAAUUUGAGUACCACGCUUUUAUAAUUUACAACAAAGAAGAUUCAUCGUGGGUGGUGCGGAAGCUUCUUCCCCUCCUGGAAGACAAGCAUCAUUUGAAGUGCUGCGUACAUUACAGAGACUUUGAACCUGGAAAGCCUUUCCAUGAUAUAAUGGCAGAAACUGUUUACAAGAGUUACAAAAUCAUAGCAGUGUUGUCAAGUAAUUUCUUGAAGAGCAACUAUUGCAACUACGAAUUAAACCUCGCUAAGUAUCGCCUUGUGCAUAGGGCGGAUAACAGUUUGAUUAUGAUAAGAAUUGAUGACGCAGAUAGCAAAAAACUUCCCCGGACACUUCGCAAGCGAAAUUUUAUCGACUACUGUAAUGUCCUAGAGAGACCGUUUUGGGAAGAAAAACUGCUAAGGUUUCUCAAUGUUCAAAACGAGGAUGGCGAUAAUCGAUCCGCAAUUGCAGUACAGAACCAAGAUGUCGACAACAAUGAAGCUGAAGGUUCUGCCUUUCCGUCUUUCAACUCGAUUGAACUGAGAAAGAAUUUCAACAGGCUCAACAGCACGACUAGUAAUAACACAGAAGUCUCCCUUGUUAGUCUGCCAAAUGAAGAACUGAACCUGGAAGUCUAA